AAUUAGGCAAAUCAUUCCAAUUGGAGAGAGUCAUAUAAUAACAAAAAGGAAAAGAAAUAUAAUAAGCUCUAUGCCCCUAUCUACCGUAGACUUUCUCCCGUGCUUCUCCUCUCAUCUUUCUAUCUAACGAUUCCGUUCUCUUUCUUUACACUCGACCACCACCACGGCGGCUCAAAUCACCACCUUCAGCACGCGCCACCACUAUGAAGGAUAUGACCUCGCCACUCCCUACAUUAACAGCAGCCUUGACCUUUCCUCGCGCAUAGUGCGCGCCUCCAGCCACCACCAGCCACUGCGCCACUCACACUACCACUUAUUCGCGGUCUCUUACCCGUGUAACCCCAUUUGUUUCUGCUCUCAAGUAUGAAUCUUCAUCACCAUUUGCAUAACCUAUGGACGAAGCGACAGUAGAUCAGAGCAGUAAGGCUAAAGAUGAUCACAACAUUAAAGAAAUCACCGUUUACUUGAGAAUUAAUGAGCAAGGAACCCACAAAUUAUUCUUUUUUAAAUCUUCUGUGCUUAUAGCAAAGAGCGAAUUCUUUGCCAAUAAGCUCUCAUCUCCUAAUGCAAGUUCUUGCAUUGAAAUUCACUGCUCAGUUCUUGACUAUGAUCACUAUGUUCAUCUCUUGAGCCAUCUUCAUCUUCCUAGUAAUUCACUUGUUGACUCGUGGAAAAGUGUAAAUUCGGCCCUUGGUGUACUUAAGGUUGCAGUUUCUCUCCAAUGUGAAGAAAUUGCAAAAGCCUGUGUCGACUACUUAGAAGCUGUUCCUUGGGAAGACAAGGAAGAGGAGGAGAUAAUAAGAAUUGUGCCUCAACUUGGCAAUAUAGCCUCUCCUAUUUUGGCCCGGGUUAAGCCCCUAGAUCCAAAUUUGACCAAAAAUGUUUUUCUUGCUGCUGUUCGGUAUGCUAUGUCUAUCAACCCACCUUGCCCUCCAUUUGGUGAUGAGAUUCGGAUCUCUGCUCAAGAGCAAAUAGAAUACAUGCUAGUGGAAGACGAAGAGACUCCAUUAGUAGCAGCUGAUGAUCAAGUGAAAUCUGAGAUUAAAAACGGUCUUUCUCAAAUGUUUUCUCUGUUUGAAAAGGAACUUUCUUCCCUCCUUUCAUACUCUGACAUUUCCUUGGAAACCUCCGAAAAUAACCUAUUACACAAUCUAGGUGGUCUUGAAUGGUUGUGUAAUUUACUACCAAAGAUUAACCUUAUGGGGGAUUUUGUCUCAAAAUGGGUUGAUCUAUCUAUCUUUAUAAUAAGUGUGAUUGAAAACCCAAAAUUGGAAUCUGUCAUGUGGAGCUUAAAGUUCAAGCUCAUCGAGAUUACUGCAAAAGUCUUGGAUAUUGUUGGCUACGGCAAUGUGAUUUUGCCUCCCGUAUGUAGGGUGCAACUGUUAAAGAUAUGGCUUCCCUACAUUCAAAAGAUGAAGCCUAUCCUAGAUUCCGUUGGUGACAAGACAGGUUUUCCUUUCAGAAUGGAUGAAGACCUUUGUCAAAGCAUCCAAGGAGCCAUUGUUUCACUUAUUGUAGCAUUACCAUCUAAUGAUCAGGCUGAUAUACUGGCUAAUUGGAUGGAAUCCAAACAGUUAGAGUAUCCAGACUUAACUGAGGCUUUCGAGAUAUGGUGUUACCGAACAAAGUCUUCAAACAGAAGACUAGCAGAGGGGUUGGAUGGACUUAGCAAUGGCUCGUUUAGUUCGAAUUCAUCGUCCUGAUUUGGCGCGGUCGGAAGUUGUAAAACAGUGAGCUGAAGCACGGUGCUUUAACCUAAUUUUACCUUUCUUUGUACUUACCCUUAAAUUUUUUAGGGCUUAAGCAAAUGAUAAUCAGUUAAUCACUGUGUAAUGUUAUUUGAUGUUAUCACAUUAUUUAGACUUGCGUUUUUGUUCAAUUUUUUUUUUUUGAAAAAUUAUCUUGAAUAAUAUAAAUUUUUGUUGA
Messenger RNA from Amaranthus tricolor (Joseph's coat), 1926 nucleotides. RefSeq names its product BTB/POZ domain-containing protein At3g05675-like. Bases 393 to 1703 code for a protein of 436 amino acids. Lineage: Eukaryota; Viridiplantae; Streptophyta; Magnoliopsida; Caryophyllales; Amaranthaceae. The record is from RefSeq and is a predicted model, not a curated record. The transcript is spliced from 2 exons.